AGGAGAAUAACAACUUUGAGCACGUGACAUCGGCACAUGCCCGCGCUGCCGAGGCUCGCCGCGCCGGCGGCGGCGGCGGCCCCACCCGUCCGUCUUGCGCCGCCGCCCCUGCCACCGCCGCUACGUCCCCACUACCGCUUCUCCUCCUUGAGCAGCAGGAGGCGCUCGCCGCGGCCCCCCUCGGCCACCGCCGCCGACGCGCCCCGCGGAGGCCCGAUCCCGGAGCCCGAGGAACUCGACCUGCUCCUCCUCGCCGCCCUCCGCGCGGCUCGCAUCCGGGACGAGGAAUCUCGCCGCUCAGAUCCUCUUUUCAUCGAUCCAUAUGCUGCAGUUCUUCUUUCACAUGAUGUAGCACAUCAUGAUAUCGGUUAUCUAGCUUCGCAUGCAGUGCCUUGCCAAGACCAUUAUAGGCUGACAACCAGAUAUAUUGAUGACAAAUUACAGAAUUUGAUUAGCAAUUCGGAAGAUAUUAGACAGAUUGUUUUGUUGACAGAUGGAAUGGACACUCGUCCUUACAGGCUGAGCUGGCCUAGGCUAUCUGUUCUGUACGAUGUGUCACCAGGAAAAGUCUUCAGUACAGCGACUCAGCGGCUUAGAGGAUCUGGAGCAAAAGUAUCGCGAAAUUGUGUCUUGCUUCAUAUUCCUUUGGAGUCCCCUGAUUUACUAGAGGUCUUGAGCAAAAAUGGCUUCAAUGGGAAUAGGCUCAGCUUGUGGGUACUGCAGGGCUUACCUCUGCCCACAACCACGAGUUUGGAAAAUCUCUUGCUUGUUAUAAGCAAUUUAGCAAUGAAAGGAAGCAUCUUCAUAGGAGUAUUGCCCCAUUUUCCAGACUGUAUGGCAUCAAUGGACAUGGGCUUGGAACAGGAUAAUCUGGAAAAGCUUUUCUUUACUCAGGGCUUUCGGGUUAGCUUUGUGCAAUAUGAAGAUGUUGCGAAGGAUAUUGACUUUGAUCUACCUAAUUCAUGGGAACUACGUGGCGGAGUGCUUUUUGUUGCAGAACAACUGAGGUUUUCAGAUGCCCAGAUGGAGAGCUUCCGGUUGCAUUUCGAAAGAAUAGAGGAGGAUGCCGAUGAAGAAGGAUUUGAGGAACUCUAGUCGGUUAUGCGAUGUGGCUUUAGCUUGUGCAGAAACCUUGCCAUGUGUCAGAAGAGAGCUGGUACAGACAGGGCCGUGCUAGUAAAAUUCAAGCCAAGUUUCUUCUCGGAGAGGAGUCGAAGAAUCGGGGAUCUUUAGAACACAACUUGUCUGUUGAUAAAGCCACGCUUACUUCAGUGUUUGAUCAAUAAAAGUGCUUGGCUUUUUUCUCACUUAUUUUGUAUUGAUUUUGCAUUGUUGGAGCAGAUGUGAAAUGCUGAACUGAACUGGCGCAUGGUUCUCCCAACCCAAGCUGCGGCCUUAAGCGUGAGAGAAUAUGUGGCUAGCUGAUGCCAAAAUAUACUUGAGCAUGGCAUGUAUGCCAGAGCAUGGGAACCCCAGAUAAGGAAGCAAUCAAAUAUUGAGAAUGUAGUAGCAAUGUUCAGUCAUGUUUGUUCGUUACUCCUGAGCACAUGGACAAUCUAAAUUCAGUCAUGUU
Molecule: messenger RNA, 1573 nt
Organism: Setaria italica (foxtail millet)
Lineage: Eukaryota; Viridiplantae; Streptophyta; Magnoliopsida; Poales; Poaceae
Product: putative S-adenosyl-L-methionine-dependent methyltransferase FRAAL3836
Exons: 7
Coding region: 37-1095 (352 amino acids)
Biological process (GO): methylation
Molecular function (GO): methyltransferase activity
Source: RefSeq, a predicted model, not a curated record